Molecule: messenger RNA, 6289 nt
Organism: Neodiprion virginianus
Lineage: Eukaryota; Metazoa; Arthropoda; Insecta; Hymenoptera; Diprionidae
Gene: Tpcn1
Product: two pore calcium channel protein 1-like
Exons: 12
Coding region: 1534-4005 (823 amino acids)
Biological process (GO): monoatomic ion transport; transmembrane transport
Cellular component (GO): lysosomal membrane; endosome membrane
Molecular function (GO): voltage-gated channel activity; monoatomic ion channel activity; calcium ion binding
Source: RefSeq, a predicted model, not a curated record
GCUUUAAUUCCUCCGUUACGCGGGACGUGAAAACGAAAAGAAACUUUUACAUUGGAUUAAAUUAGCAAUUUGCUCCAAAAGAUAUUUAUUAUACAUACUCGAACAUGAUGCAGUAGUGAAUGAUUUAGUUUCUUCAAUUACUCUUUUCUAAAUCUCCACCUCGAACCGGAUCUAAACUUGUGAUCUCGGUUUUCAUCUCAUUCCAAAGAUAUGACUUAAUUAUGUGAAAAGUACAAAAUUUUUUUCACAUCUAUUAGCUGUUCAAUAAGUACUCUAAUCAUAUUUGAAGAGUUUGAUAAGAUAGCUCUUUUUGCAGAUAGAUUUGGAUGAUGACUUUCUUUUAUUAGUUUUUUUAUUACGUCUGUGUGUCUAUUCAAUAGCCAGGAAAUGUUAAACUUUACUGUUAUACAGUUAAAGUUGUCAAUUGGACACGUAUAAUGAAAUGCUAAUUAUUGUCUUAAAAUUCUGUCCUCAACCGAAAUUAUUAUAGUUGAUAAUUACUUUCAAUGAUAAUACAGCAUCUGUAUUUAUUUUGCAGUGCGACUUUGUGUGGUAUAGUCUGGUUUUAUUUUUCCACAAAUCUGAUAUCAAUCUAUACAUAUAAUAAUUCAAAUAACCAAAUACUUGGUAGAUUAAAGCUCACUAAUAUAUUAAUGCAAGUCAACACACAUUGCUUAGACUUCUGAUCAAUGUUUUUUAUGGUAUUAUUCACAAUAUUUUGUAAUCUCCUUCCACAUAAUAAUUACCUACAAUUUAAUACAAUGAUAAAUACAAUGAGCUUGUGGUAAUAUUUUAACUUUAUUAUUGCGAAAUACGAGUUCUGUUGAGGUAUGAAAAAAAUGUGAGCAUGUAGACAGGAACCGAUAUACAUUGACUCCUGACCGUUUAAAAACAGAUGAUCUGAUGCGUAAUUUAGACAAUUCAGCAAAGUUUUAUGUCAAAUAACGGUUCAAAAUAUUCCAAUUAACGAACCAUUAGAAUCAAAAAUUAUAUCGCAAAUAAAUAGUUAGUUUACAUUUUGGAUUAUGUGUAUUAUCUGAAAGAACUAAAUUACACACUGCAUGGUAAUUUUUAAUUUCAUUAGUAGUAGCUAAAAAUAGUUUUGUGUUCUACCUCAGGCUUGGAUGUAUUUCCAGUAGUUAAUACUCUGCAAUUUUUUUUGUAAAUAUGGAAGUUGCGCCCACUUACUUGAAGCAAACGUGUCAAUAGAGUGACUAUUUUUCAAUAUCUCUAUUCCUGUACAAAAGUACACGAGUGUUAAAUUUCAUCUCUAUAUAAUCUGUUUCUAUGCUCAAAUAUUUGAUAAGAAAAUGUUUGCCGCACAACUUAUUUCAAACGGAUAGAAACAUUCGAACUAUGGCUUGUCUGUCUCUAAUUCCAAACUAUACACGUACAGUAUGACAUCAUGUACCAGCAUCCGAUUCAUGUUGUCAUGAAUAUGUAGACGAUAUUAAUCUUUAUAGAAAGUCGUGUACAAACUUGUAAUUUAUGAAAUUGCACUUAACCAUGGAGGAAGGCUUUUGCUGCUAACGCAUGCUUGUCUCAUUCCUGCUGCGUGCUUUCAAUUUUUUUCUAGAAUAUGGGUCUAUGUUGUCUUGCGCUUCUUCAGACGGCAGAAUCAGGAUGACCCCAAGGGAAAAUACGGAUACUCCGAAUGAAAUCGGUCACAGAAUUGGUGCAACGGAUGGUGAAACUUUGUCAGAAAAUGCGGCUUUGGCGAGGUACGCGAUUGGUAUAGAUGCGGACGUACACUGGGAAAUGAAUUAUCAUGAAGCAGCCAUAUUUCUUGAGGAAGGUCGAAAUAAUGAGAAGUUUGACUCUCAUCCCAGACAUCCAGAGGAUUUACCAGCCUACCUUUUGGUGCAUAACAGCUGGUAUUAUGGCCUUGACCUAUUGACUUCCCUCAUACUUUUAGCCUUGGCAUUUGUUGAGGAGCCAGCAGUGCCUCUUUUCAAGCUACCCGUCUGGGCGCAUGGAUCUAUCGAGCUUCUGGCUCUAAUCAUAAUAGGAAUAGAAUUAGCAUUGAAACUGAGAUGGAUCGGAUGGGGAACAAUUUUGAAACAUAAACGCACAAUGCUUAAGUGUAUGACAUUAGCCAUUAUGUUUGUGGAGGCAAUGACAGUGUUGGUACGACAAUCAUCACACUUCAGAGUGACUCGAGCUCUCAGGCCAAUAUUUUUAGUGGAUACUAAAUAUUGCGGGGGAGUGAGGAGAUUCAUCAGACAAAUAUUGCAAACUUUGCCACCAAUUAUAGACAUGUUGGGACUACUCUUGUUCUUCAUCAUCACGUACAUGGUACUAGGCUACUACAUGUUCUCUGAGAUGAACAGAAAUUUUGCAACAUUAGAAGACAGCUUUGUUAGCCUUUUCGUCCUACUGACCACUGCUAACUUUCCAGAUGUCAUGAUGCCAUCGUAUUCGAGAAACAAAUGGUAUGCAAUUUACUUUGUUUCAUACCUCUGUACAAUGUUGUACGUCAUGAUGAACCUGAUGUUGGCUGUAGUGAAUGAAACUUUCACCACUGCGGAACGAGACAAAUUCAAAAAAUUAUUACUUCAUAAAAGGAGGGCUUGCCACCAUGCAUUUAAAUUGCUAGUUUCGAAGCAAAAUCCUGAUAAAAUGCAAUUUCGACAGUUUAGAGGAUUGAUGCGAUACUACGCUCCACAGAAAUCCAUCAGAGAUGUGAUCUUGAUGUUUCGGCACAUGAAUGUGUCUGGCACCGGUACCCUGAGUUCUGAUGAAUUUGUCGAAGUUUACGACGCUACAACGCUUGAAUGGGAUCCACAGUAUUCUAGUAUUCCAUGGUACCAUGCCGCAUGGCAGCCACUACAGAUCCUCUGCAAGGGUGCUCAUGCAGCCAUUGUAUGGCCGUACUUUGAAACAGUCGUUUAUGGAACAAUCAUUGGAAAUGGUGUAGCUAUGGUGGUGCGACUAAUUGAACCAUCCACAAGUUUGCAGCAGUCUGCCCAUGCGUUUGCAGCUAGUUGGGACACAUUCCUAUUUGUAUCAAUUUUCCUGUUGGAAGCAUUCGUAAAAGUGUUAGGUUUGGGUACAAGGAGAUACCUAAACUCAGGUUGGAAUCUUUUUGAUUUGGGCGCAUCUCUUCUUGCACUCAUAGCCGGAUUUUUAUUGCUUCUUUCGCCAACAGCCACGUUUCUAGUUGUACUUAGACCGUUAAGAUUACUCAGAUUGUUCAAAAUCAAAAAGAGAUAUCGAGAUGUAUUUGGUACACUAGUACUACUGUCCCCUUUGAUGUGCUCAACUGCCAUUGUUAUGCUGGUACUUUACUACUUCUUUGCUAUAAUCGGAAUGGAAAUGUUUGAGGGAUAUGAUAUGCGUAACUGUUGCCGUAACACAACUGUCGAAGAUUUCUAUAAAUAUUCAGCUAAUGGAAGUACAGCAUUGGGUUAUUAUUAUCUAAACACGUUUGAUAAUCUGAUGGCCAGUGGUAUGACUUUGUUUGAAUUGACGGUUGUGAACAAUUGGUUUAUAUUGAUGAAUGCUUAUGCAUUCACUGCAGGAUUGUAUACGAGAGUGUACUUCAUGGUCUUUUACCUUUUCACAAUGAUAGUACUGACCAUUGUAGUUUCCAGUUUCCUGGAAGCAUUCAGAUUCAGGAUUCAAUAUAAAAGGUCAACAUCCAAACGAGACGAGGAGAAGAUGUUGCAUGAGGAAGUGGAAUUGAGGUGGGAUGAGCUGCAAACUGUUGUUCAGGACUUCCAUUUACUAGAACAGCUGAGAUCUACUCUAGUUGUUGGUGGUGUCACAACAUUCAUUGGAUCUCGUCCACGAACUAGAGAAGUUCUCCAGCGCAGAAUGUAUACACAUGAAAUAUGCGAAUGGUUAGCUGAAGCAGCAUUGGAGGACAAAAAAAUUGGUUCUGGUCCAAUUGGCAGUUUUGAUAAUCUUGAUUCAGGAGACAUGAUUCUAAGUACUGACCACGUAGUAGCAAAUGGCGAUACAGUAUCUUCGCAACAUCAGAACGGUAUUACAAGUCCUACGUAACUGAUUUAUUUAAAUUAAUCUCUUAAUUCACAAUUUAUCCACUACUUCAAAAGAGGUUGCUUUCAGCAGCUUGAUGGUAUUCGGAUAGUCUUGGAUAUUAAUUUGUUAUUAAAUACCAACAAGUUACAUGGAAGACUACAUUGAGGUGUGCGGCAAAAAUUAAGUUAUGGUUUUAUCUCUCGUACAUCAAAUCUGUUGUUUUCCUUUUAAAAUGUAGGUCUAACAUGAAUUUCUGAAAUGUUUCUCAACCAAAAAUUUGUCAGAUGCAAAGAUGAAAUAACCAUAGCAAUCGUUUUUUUAAACACUAAAAUAGACCAGAUAACCAUGAGUCAGCCAUUAACGACAAAAUUGUGACUUUGUGUAUCCUUAUUUGCUGUGAACUUUCUAGUACCAUUAAUUUUGGGAAUUCACAGCAACGCUUUAGCGUCGCCUUAAACUGAAGCAAACAUUGUCAUGAGUUUACGGGAAUACAUAUAUUAUUAUUGAUCUCUAAUUAGAUAUUAGUGUGCAAUAUACUUCACAUGUUCACAAUAUAUUAGCAAACUCAUUGCCGUUGUUGCUACAGUUCGUAGUAAUAUUGAAACGUAUCGUCUUCGCAUGCUUGUAGUUGAUGAGGGCGCAUAGAGCUGAAAUUUUGUCGGCAUAGUUAUCAAGGUUAAAUGCUUUCUAGUUUUAGGAUAGCUGACACUUUUAUCAACAGUUGAUUUAUUUAUUUUAUAGUUAUAUGGAUCACUUCAAUCUAACUGUUUAAAAAUUAGCAAGCUUCCGCUCUUUCAUUUCAAAUAGUUUUCAUGUCUCACCAUCUUUUGACAUACUAUUCAAGCAAUUGUUUCAUUUUAGACAACAGAUUCCAAAUAUCUCGUAAUCAAAAGAUGAAAAUAUACUUUAUAAGUAUGUAUGAAGGACAUUACCUAGUUUGAGGUAUUCGUGUAUAUUUAAUAGUACAAUCGAAAGUACUACAAAAUUAUUCGUUGUGAUUCAAGACACGAGAUACAUUUGUAUUAUUCAAAAUACUAAGUCUUGAAUCAAAAAACUCGUGAGUGCAUUGCGAGCAUUAGCGCAUAUCAUGUUAUAGAGGAGCUUUGUGAUUCUCAAACUCUGUAACCAUAAGCUUGUGAAAAGAAUGGUCAGAACCAAAACAGCUUUUUUUCCAUAGAAUAUAUAUUAAUUAUAAUGGUUAUUGGAGUUGCAUGGUAGUAUUUAAUAAGUUAUACUGAUUGAAUUCCAAAAAUUAUUUAAAAACAGUGACCAUCACUUGAGCCUCUUUCAUGCAAUUAAACUGACUUUUUUACUUAAUAAAGUAAAUGUUAUUAAUAGAUUAUUUAAAAAUAUACGAAUGCAUAUGAUCAUACGUAAUAAAUUAUUCAUAAUUCGUUGAUACGAUAUUCGUACGUAUAUACAAUUUCCGUUACGAAUUAAGAUUUUGUUUAAUAAAAAUUAGUAUUUAUUAAUCGCGUUUGGAAUUCUGCAAUUGAUGGGCAUUAUUUUUAAUUAUAUGUGACGCCUUUCAUACACAGGACCAUUUAGAUCCAGUAUUUGAAAUAAUUACGUAGGUUAAAUCAUAUUUGUGAGAUAAAGUGUAGAUACAAAGAGAAUCAUAUUUUCUUACAUUCUUGAAAAUUUUACUCUUUACAUUUAUUUUUUGAGAAUGUCUUUUUUAACAGAUAUUUUGUUUAGAUCUGCAGGUUGUGUCUAAGUCUCAAUUUAUUUUACCAUUACUUAAGCAAGUUGAUAAUGUAAGUUUUCAGAAAUUGUAUAAGUGGAAAACUAAUAUGUGGUUCAGGCAAACAUAUUCUGCUUAUAGUUAUUGAUGGAUUCAUGUGUUAUGCUGAUAGCUCAUGUGACAUAGCCAACUGAUUAAAGAAAACUGUUCGACUCAUUAACUAGUUUUCACUAGUUAUCAAAUUCCAUUGAUAUAAUAUUUAUUACUUGCAAUGCGUUGUUAAGCAGCUACAUAUGCAAAGUGCAUUUGAACGGUUAGAAUUAAUUUCAUUCUAAUGACAAGUUUUCUAUCUCAAGAAAAAAUAUUGAAAUAAACUCCUCGGGUUAUUGAUAUCUAUGAGUGAAUAGUUUAUUUAUUACUAUAGUUUUAGGUAGCAUAAUAUUAAUAACAUAGAUAUAUUAUUUUGUUAAUCGAACUUGACUUUAUAUUUUAUUUUUGUGGAUUUUUAACAAAAAAAUUGUAUCAUAUUUAGGGCAGCUUAUAAUUAUAAAUAAUUUAUUAACAUUCUAUGUUGUGACCUCUGUUAUACUCAAUGCUAUGAUGUGACCACAGUAUACAAAU